AUGGCCGUUUUCUGUGUUAUGGAGUGUUCUGUACUAGAUCCGGCUCUGUACCUCUUGCCUAGUCCACCGAUAAAAAUUUCUAGCCCAUCAGAACUCAUGUGGUCUAAAUCUUCUCAGUUAACAGCUAAAACUACUCCAGAAGUCACACUCGAAGGAUUAUUUAACAAGAAAAAAGAAGUGACGUUAGCAAAAGCUCGACUUUUCUGGCCAAAAAUACGAACAGAUCACAAUUUGGGAAGUAUUCACAUACCGCUAACAUUCAGUGUUAGCGGUAAUUAUGGCAGAUACGGCAGUGGACGAAUAAGCGCUAUUGGAACAAGCUAUGCAAGUAUGAGUGGAGUCGGAAUGUCUAAAUUAAUAUCCAGCCUCAGUAAGCCUCAACCUUGUCCCAGCUAUGAAACCAUUAAUUCUGGACAAUCCGUCGUACGAAUAUAUGGAGCGAACACUAAACCAGCAUGGAGCGGAUGGGGCAAUGGCAAAUGGGGAUACUACGGCAAAGGAUAA
Messenger RNA from Parnassius mnemosyne (clouded apollo), 504 nucleotides. The record is from the annotation of a GenBank genome assembly. Lineage: Eukaryota; Metazoa; Arthropoda; Insecta; Lepidoptera; Papilionidae.